Messenger RNA from Suncus etruscus (white-toothed pygmy shrew), 1640 nucleotides. RefSeq names its product thioredoxin related transmembrane protein 1 (gene TMX1). The transcript is spliced from 8 exons. The coding region runs from base 53 to 877 and encodes 274 amino acids. The record is from RefSeq and is a predicted model, not a curated record. Lineage: Eukaryota; Metazoa; Chordata; Mammalia; Eulipotyphla; Soricidae.
GUGAGCUGUGGGUGCGCGGAGGUUGGGGCUGCAGGGUGGGCGAGCGGCCGAGAUGGUCCCCUCCGGGAGACUCGCGGCCCCCUUGGUCGUCCUGGGCCUGCUGCUGUGCUGGGCUCCUCGGACGCUGGGACGGCGGAGCGACGUGCGCGUCAUCACCGAGGAGAACUGGAGAGACUUGUUGGAAGGAGAAUGGAUGCUGGAAUUUUAUGCUCCAUGGUGUCCAGCUUGUCAGAAUCUUCAACCAGAAUGGGAAAGUUUUGCGGAAUGGGGAGAAGAUCUUGAGGUCAAUGUUGCAAAAGUAGAUGUCACAGAUCAGACAGGGCUGAGUGGACGAUUUAUCAUAACUGCUCUUCCUACCAUUUAUCAUUGUAAAGAUGGUCAUUUUAGACGCUACCAAGGCCCAAGGACUAAGAAGGACUUCAUAAAUUUUAUAAGUGAAAAAGAGUGGCAGUCUAUUGAACCUGUUUCAUCAUGGUUUGGCCCAGGUUCUUUUCUGAUGAGUGGUAUGUCAGCUCUCUUUCAGCUGUCUAUGUGGAUCAGGACUUGCCACAACUAUCUUACUGAAGACCUUGGAUUGCCAGUUUGGGGAUCGUACACAGUUUUUGCUUUAGCAACUCUGUUUUCAGGACUACUACUAGGACUUUUGAUGAUAUUUGUGGCAGAUUGCCUUUGUCCUUCAAAAAGAUAUAGACCUCAGCCAUACCCUUCCAAAAAAUUAUCUGAAUCAUCUCAAUGGAUGAAAGAAGUGGAGGAAGAACAGGAGGCUGAUGAAGAAGAUGCUUCAGAAGAGGAAGCUGAAAGUAAAGAAGAAACACACAAAGACAGUACCCUAAGACAGCGUCCUGUGGGCCCAUCACUGGCCACAGAUAAAUCCUAGUUCACUUUUAUAAAAAUCUUAAUAUGAUCUUGACAAAACAGAAGCCUGAAAUUUUCUUUUGAAUUGAAGAUAACUGUGACUUGCUUAUAUAUCCAUUGCAGGGUUCAGUCUAGAUUGUCAUUAGAUUGAACAGUCUACUUUCAGAAAGUAAAGUACCUAAGAACUUUGGAGGUUAUAGUUAAGAGCAGUAUGGUGGUUUAUUAACUCUUAAAUUUUUUGAUGAACUUUUGGAAAUACCUGGUGCCAACUCAUAAGAUUUGUGUGUUUAAUAUUAAUAACCUUUCAAUUUUGAGUUGAGAAAUUACAUUUCCCAAGUAUUGCAUUAUUGAGGUAUUUAAGGAGAUUAGAGAAAACAAUUUCUCACUUGAUGUAUUUUUUUCUCAGUUUCACUGUGUGAAAAAGAACAUUUCCCAUAAAUGGGAGCUUUGCCCAUGUUCUCAAGAAAUGUAUAUCUCAGUAGCAACUCUGUGCUCUUUUUUGAUGAUACAGUACAAAGUUUUCUCACAUUUUAGAUUAUGCACCUAAUAAAAGAGAUCUUUAAUUUUCUGCACAUAAGUUGUGUUUCCUUGUGGGAACUGCUAUAAGUUAGGGAGGUGGUUUUUUUUGUUUUUUGUUUUUUUGUUUUUGGCCUUUUUUUCCCCCUCUAAAUUUAUUGUGUUGUUUCAUUCUUAUCAAGAUUCCUUGCUUUUCUAUUCUCUUUGUUCCAGUGUGUUAUUUCUGCUUUUCUAACGAUCAUGGGGUUAUACUUUAUAUUUUUCAACUA